GCUCGACAUCGUCAAAGAACGGAUCUUACCUUACUCGCUCGGCAGGUCGUCCCGGUCAAGUUCCGUCGGUUACCAGCUCCCGACGGAUGUCUGUCCUUCAUUGUCGUCCCUGCGCACAGACAUCUGCGCUUUUUUACCCGGGACAGAGCAGACUUUCUCCUGCUGACGAAACUAGACCCUUGGCAUUGUCUUGUCUGUCGCCAUCCCAUCUCAAUGAUCUGGAGAAGACGCAGAUGGCAUCGAUGCUGCAAAGCAUCGGGUCGUCAUUGUCGAGAUCUCGAGAUCGCCCACAUGAUCUGCCAAGUCCAACGGUCCGAGAGGCUGUCAGCCUGGAACACAUAUUCUCGAGUCGUACUCUAAGCCCCGGGUGCGCAAGUCAAACGAUGCUUAAACUUUUGGUGAGCAUUCUUUGAAAAGGGGAGGGGUCUGGGUUGCUGGUCCCCUUCGCGCCCACCGUA
Messenger RNA from Colletotrichum navitas, 458 nucleotides. RefSeq lists its product as uncharacterized. The transcript has a single exon. The record is from RefSeq and is a predicted model, not a curated record. NCBI's taxonomy places the organism in Eukaryota, Fungi, Ascomycota, Sordariomycetes, Glomerellales, Glomerellaceae. Bases 87 to 413 code for a protein of 108 amino acids.